AUGUCUGCCUCGAUUGACCAUUUUGAAGUAGCCUGUGUGAAUGCUCUGUCCAGAUCUAAAGCUUUCUGUACCCAGUUCGGGUUUUCGCUCUUUGCUGUCAACCUGGACGGCGCUGUCAUGCAAUAUGCCUGUAAAGCUGGCGAGAGCAUAUUCGUCUUUUCUCAGCGACCCGAAGAUUGUGUACUCUCUGGUGACACUGUCUUCGACUGUGCGCUGAGUGUUGACAAAGUAGCCGCGGUUUUCAACAGAGCGCUAAAGGCUGGAGCUACAAAUAUUAAGAAGCCAAUGGAGCUGCAUGAUGAAAACGGAAACGGAAGUGUGACAAUGGCCAUCAUCGGAUCGCCAAUUGGUAAUGUCGUACACACACUGAUUAACCGAGAAAACUACAAAGGCAUCUUUCUGCCCGGUUUCACGCCACCCGACAUCACGACACUAGCUCAAUUCCCAGCCAGUACAUACAAGAUUAAAACUACACACAUUGAUCACGUUACAUAUGUAGUGGAACGUGGUACAUCACCAAAGAUGAUCGAAUUUUAUGGCAACGCCCUCGGAUGUGAACGAUUUCGUGUAAACUUGAACGAAGAUGACGAGACUGGCAUGCCAGUAAACGUCGGUAGCGUGGAAAUGAGGUUAAUGGCUGCAGAGUACUGGAGGUGCGCUGAGAGCGGUGUGCGAAUUCACAAUCUCGAUUCAGACAAACAAUCCGUCACUUUUGUCAUGGUCGAAGCGAUCUGGGGAAAAGAAACGGGGUCUGGGAACCAGAUAGCUACGUAUCUUGAGAAUCAUGGCGGGCCUGGCAUACAACAUAUUGCGCUACACACGAAUAACAUCGUAGAAAGUACACGAGCCAUGCGUCAAGCUGGGUGUGUAUUCCCACACAUACCACAAGGAUAUUACACAAAGAUUGGUAAAUCCGAUGAAAUUGAGAGAGUGGGCGAAUGCUUAGAAGAACUGAAAAAACUCGGCAUUCUACUUGAUGCAGAAGGGGAGUUUUCCUACGACGGUGAAAUUAAAACCAAAGAUCGGUACUUAAUGCAAGCAUUCACAGCACCGAUAUUUCAGAAAAAUACCUUCUUCAUGGAAGUCAUUUCUAGAUUCGGCGCCUGUGGAUUCGGUGCAGGCAAUAUAACGGCAUUAUGGGAUGCAAUGGAGGCUGUCCACCAAGAAAGGACAUCGACUAACUCCAGCUGAUCCCACUUUGCCCAAGGCAUACAAAAGAAACAAUCUGGAAGACCAACUGAUGUCACCGUGGAACCAACUCUGACGUACAGGAAUCAUUCAAGUUAAAAUAUACAAAAGCACAAUAACACUAAAAUGUACAAGUGACGCCAUCUUGUUAUACAUCACGCCCUCCC
Saccoglossus kowalevskii is the source of this 1355-nucleotide messenger RNA. Its product is annotated as 4-hydroxyphenylpyruvate dioxygenase-like protein. The record is from RefSeq and is a predicted model, not a curated record. Gene Ontology annotation, biological process: aromatic amino acid metabolic process. Gene Ontology annotation, molecular function: 4-hydroxyphenylpyruvate dioxygenase activity. NCBI's taxonomy places the organism in Eukaryota, Metazoa, Hemichordata, Enteropneusta, Harrimaniidae.